Molecule: messenger RNA, 5042 nt
Organism: Pseudonaja textilis
Lineage: Eukaryota; Metazoa; Chordata; Lepidosauria; Squamata; Elapidae
Gene: TGFBR3
Product: transforming growth factor beta receptor 3
Biological process (GO): epithelial to mesenchymal transition; cell migration; transforming growth factor beta receptor signaling pathway
Molecular function (GO): glycosaminoglycan binding; transforming growth factor beta receptor activity; type II transforming growth factor beta receptor binding
Source: RefSeq, a predicted model, not a curated record
AACUGAGCAUCCGAGCGUUCGCGUUUCCCUGUCCGGUGCUCUUCUCUCUCUCUCUCUCUCUCACUUCCACCCCCCCCUCCCCCGCCUCCACCAACCGGGCAAAGCGGGAGGCGGAGGGCGACGCUGCUGCGCGUGGAAGCGCGGCGGAGCAAAAAAAAAAAAAAAGUUUGCAGGAAGCAGCUUCCUUCGACUCGCAACUUCUGCCUUGACAGAUCUCUGGAGAGGAGGAGGAGGCGGAGGAGCAGCAGCGCGCCCCGGGUUCCUGCGCGCGCGAGGGAAAGCUGCCCGGCGGCUCCUCGCGAAGGGAAUCCCCGGUUUUUUUUUCCCAAGCCUGCGUGGUCAUUAAAAGGCUGGAAAACUUUCAAAGAAUCCCCAUUAAUCCUUUUCUAAGAUCAGCGCUGAUACAAAGCUCGACUGAAAGGAGAUAAUUGCAGAACUUGGGGUGUGGCAAAAAUGACUUCCUAUUGUAUCCUUCCAACAUUUGCUUUGAUGAUUGGAUGUUUAGCAUUUCCAGGUCCUGUGCCUAGAAGUGGCUGUCUAUUGUCUCAGGUCAACAGUUCACAUCCAGUCCAAGCCUUGCUAGAAAGUUUUACUGUCUUAUCUGGCUGUGCAAGCAAAGGAACUGCUGGAUUGCCACAAGAAGUUCACAUCCUCAAUGUUAGGAAUGCAGAAGAUUCUGGUCACCAUGAAAGAGAGGUUGUUUUGCAUUUGAAUCCAAUUGCUUCAAUGCAUAUUCAUCAGAAACCAUUGGUUUUCCUCCUGAACUCACCUGUGCCUCUAUCAUGGAAAGUGAAAACAGAAAGACUUGCUUUGGGGAUUCAGAGACUUUUCAUUCUUUCAGCAGGCUCCAUUGUGCAAUUUGAGAAGGAAGGCUUCUCCUUGACAGCAAAGAGAGAAGAGAAACCCCUUCCUCAAGGAAAUAAGCAUCUGUUAGAAUGGGCUGAAAAGGAAUAUGGAGCAGUAACAUCCUUCACCGAAUUUAAAAUAUCCAGAAAUGUUUACAUAAAAGUGGGUGAAGUUCAACUUUUUCCUACAACGUGCAACAUAGAAAAGAACUUUAUUUCUUUAAACUACCUUGCGGGAUACCUACAACCAAAGGCAGCAGAGGGAUGCAUUAUGUCUAGAGUGGCCCAUGAUAAAGAAGUUCAUAUAAUUGAACUUAUUGCACCUGAUUCAAACAGCGCUUUCCAGGUGGAUAUCAUCAUUGACAUCAGACCAUCUCGGCCAGACACCACACUUGUCAGGGAUCUUGUACUUAUCCUCAAGUGCAGAAAGUCUGUCAACUGGGUCAUCAAAUCCCACGACGUGCAGGGGAGGUUGGAAGCCAUUACAUCAAAUGGGGUUGGCUUUGGAAAAGAAACUGAACGCUCUAUGACCAUGAGUAAAACCAUAGUGUUUGAUAUGCCUUCCUCUCAUGAGAAUUUGAUUGCCUGGGCAUAUGAGCAUGGUCACUACCCAGUUACUACGUACACAAAAGCACCCCUUGCUAAUAGAUUUCACCUACAACUCGUGGAUGCAGAAGAAAUGAAUGAUGAAGAAGAAGAAGAAGAUUUUCUUCCACCAGAGCUGAAGGAACUGCUGCAUGGCAUUAAAGCUCCUCCAGCCCCACGCUUGAGUGAAGACAUGCGUUUCAGUUUUCUUCAUGAGAACAACCAAGGCUCCUUCCCAUCAGCUGAUACUGUUGACCCAAUCAUGGCCAGUCAUGGUUUUGAACAGCUUCUUCCAAAAGACCCGGAGCCAGAAGAAGUCCAGGGUAGCGUUGAUGUCGCCAUGUCUGUGAUAUGUAACGAUACGUCCAUGAUGGUAGCGGUAGCAAAAGACUCCCUAGAGGCUAGCGGUUUCUUUGGGACACAGCUCUCUCUGCUGGAUCCUAAUUGCAGAGCUAAAGCAAACAGGACCCAUUUUAUUCUGGAGUCAUCUUUGCAUGAUUGUGGGACCCGACAGAUUCCCAAUGCUUUGGAUAACAUUGUCUAUCUCAACUCUAUUGUUAUCCAGGUAUCACCAUCAACUGAUGCUAGUGGAUGGCUGGUUGAUUAUGAAGACAUGGAAUCAGGGGAUAAUGGUUUCCCUGGGGACACAGAUGAAUCAGAUAUCACCUUUUUUAGCCGGCCUGUAAUUGUUGUGUUCAACUGCACAUUCCAUCAACCCAGAGAUUCAAAGGUUUCUAAGUUUUGGCCACCUGAAAUACAUGUUGGCAAUGCCACCUUCGGAAUGGAACUCUACGAGACGGAGCUUUUUCGGAUUCCAGUCCAAGGAUUCUUCUCUGUCGCAGACAACAGCCAGAUUUUUGUUGAGAUUUCUCUGACAAAGGCUGAGAGAUCCCUGGGCUUUGUAAUCCAAACUUGCUUUAUUUCACCAAAUUCCUAUCCCGACCGAAUGUCAGAAUAUACCAUUAUUGAAAAUGUUUGUCCUAAAGAUGAGUCUGUAAGAUUCUUCAAUACUCCAAAAGCUAAUUUUCCCGUACCCAACACGCAUACUGAUAAAAAGCGGUUUAGCUUCUUAUUCAAAUCCACAUUCAACAGCUCUCUUCUCUUUCUACACUGUGAGGUGACCUUAUGCACGAAAAAAGAAAAAGAUAUUCCAGGAUUAGCUCUGUGUGUCCUUCCAGAUGAAGCUUGUACCUUUCUUAAUGUUGAUAUGAUCUUUGCAAUGAUGCAGAAUAAGAAAACCUUCACCAAACCCCUUGCUGUGUUAACUAAAGUGAGAUCAGAAGAUAAAUCCUCCCACUUGAAUCCUUCUCAAGGAUCAGCGUCUGUUGUGUAUGGCCUGGACACGUUGACAGUUGUGGGAAUUGCCUUUGCAGCUUUUGUGAUAGGCGCCCUGCUGACAGGAGCUUUAUGGUUCAUCUACUCCCGCACAGGCGAACCAGAAGGAAGGCAGCAGGUUCCUACAUCGUCCCCGCCCUCUGAAAACAGCAGUGCAGGCCACAGUAUCGGCAGCACACAAAGCACCCCCUGUUCCAGCAGCAGCAGGGCCUAACACAGGAGGCGGGAUGGAAAUGCAUGUAGCAACUUCAGAGACCAGAGGUUCAGAAACAGCUGUUUGUUGCCUUUCGGUCUAUUGGUUUGGAUUCUUUGGCAAAAAUAAGAAGGCAUUUCCUUCUCUGUUUUUUUUUUUUUUCCGGCUUUUCUCUGGAGAAACACGGUCCUUGAAUCUCCCGCCGCAUGCUAAGGCUACACGUGACGGAGCUACUCUCUUUGUGCAGCUGUGGACUGGCUACAAAGGUCCAGGCAUUCUCAAUGUGAAACACAACUUCCCCCACCCCCACCCCUCUGUAAAUGCUGCUUUGUCUCCAGAGGAUCCCAGAGCCGAGUUUUGCAAAUGUGCAGGAGACACCAGGUGUCGGCAAAGGGAUUUCAGUCUCAUAAGCUGGGGAAGAGGGUUUGGUAUUUUUCUUCUAGUACUUCUUAACCUCCCUCACUCCCCCACCCACUGGGCACAAAGGCAGGGUGGUUUCAAAGGCCACAGACCUCCGAUAGGCAUCGCAGGUCACCAUCGCUGUGUCACUGUGUCAUUGUCGAGCUUGACUUUGGAAAGCCUUUUGCCCCUGGUUGUGCUAUUCUCCAUUUAAGGGAUGUGUAUCCACUGAAGCUUUUGAAAUGAAAGCAGCGUACAGGGGCUAAAAAUACAUGUUGGUUAGAUAUUUGUAAUUACUAUCCUUCCUUCUCAUAUAUCCAAAAGCUUGCUUGAAUACUUAGUGUAGCUGUAAGGGUUGCUGCAUUUUUGCUGCCUUGGUGGGAACUAUCUUCCUCUCCCCCAGAUGGAGCAACUUAGUCUCACCCUUGUAAUCUAAGAUUUCUCUACAAGGCACUCUUUGUAUCCUGCGUGCUUUUCACCUGCUCUUUGGCUUGUGGCGAUCUGCAUUAAGCCAUCCUAUGGUCCUGUCUCGCAGCCUUGCUUCAUGAAAGGCAGGAGGCCACGGACUGGUACCGGUCCGUGGCCUGUUAGGAACUGGGCCACACAGCUGGAGGUGAGCAAGGGAAGCUUCAUCUGUACUUGCAACCUCUGCCCAGUAUUAGCACCAGGGCCUCUACUCCACCUCAGAUCAUCCGGCAUAAGAUUCUCAUAGGUGCGCAAACCCUUCUCUAAACUGCACAUGCGUGGGAUCUAGGUUGCGUGCUCCUCCCCCCACCCCGGUCCGUGGAGAGAUUGUGCUCCACGAAACCGGUCGCUGGGGCCAAAAAGUUUGGAGACUGCUGAGGUGAGAUGAGCUUGCAGAUAUAGCCACCUGCCUACUCACUGCUGUGUUAGACGUGGCUUCGUAGAUGCAUUUCCACUGAGUGAAUCUGCAGAAUUGUCUACGGCUUUUGUGUUGAAUGGGGAAAUCUUAUUUUUUCUGUAAAGGCCACGCCCACCAAUGCAUCCAUAAAGUUAUAUUCUGGAAGAGGGUGAGUAGGUUGUACUAUGAUUGCACUUGGAAGUUCAGGAUGAGGUUAUUUCAUUGGCCAAUUUUGAACUUAGGAAUGCCUGAAUAUACUUCACCAAAGGAAGGAAGACUACAAAAAGUAAAAUGAUUUCCUGAUACAUUUUUUUAGAUAUUUUUACAUUAUUUUCAGAGCCGUCUAUUGUAAGACAUUCAUUUUGAUUGGAUUUGUGGCCUCAAAGCAUCUGGAGAUGUUUGUAGAAUACAUGUGGCCAUGCUUAACACGACUCCUUAAGCAUAUAUUGCUGACUUCUAAAAGUAUAAACUAAUAUUCAAAUUCAAUUCUGUGUCCCAUGAGAAUGUUCUGCAUUAAAAGUAGCUAGCUUUUUUCCCUUUAGGUUAUUGGAAAACACUUAAGGUCAAAUAUUGUGGAUCCAGUUUUCUAUCAUGUUACUUUUUUUCCAUUUGUUUAGUGCUCAGUGGAGACAACUAUUGAAUCAUGCUAUUUGUGACUUAUAGCAACGAUAACAAGAUGUCUCCCAUAAAAGCUUUCUUAUUUUUUUGAUUCCGACUCAUCUCAGUUUCACAAUUGGAAAUGCAUCAAAGUAACACUUGAAAUGGCAUGAAAUUGUAAAAAUAUUAUGUUAUCAUUUUGAGAACUGAAAGCAAAAUCAGCACA